Molecule: messenger RNA, 1527 nt
Organism: Oryzias melastigma (Indian medaka)
Lineage: Eukaryota; Metazoa; Chordata; Actinopteri; Beloniformes; Adrianichthyidae
Gene: isg20
Product: interferon stimulated exonuclease gene
Exons: 4
Coding region: 227-1231 (334 amino acids)
Cellular component (GO): nucleus
Molecular function (GO): exonuclease activity; nucleic acid binding
Source: RefSeq, a predicted model, not a curated record
UUCAAGUCGAAGAAGAGCGGCGAGCCAAUCAGGAACAGGCCUCGUGUGGUUUGUCCAGACAUGUUCUUUACACGUGUUGAAGAGGGAGGAAAGCCGGCUGUGUUUAGUGUAAGCUAAUUCUUACAUUAUUUUGGGUCGUUUUUAGAAAAUGAAGUGUUCACACCGCCAUCCCAGUUUUUAUUGCUGUGAUAUUUCUUCGAGACACAUGUGACCACAACCAUUAAAGAUGACAGGACCACCAAAGAGGAAUGACAAGCGCUCCUCGGGCCUUCUGGGUAACUACAGGUAUCUGUUAAAGAAGGCCAUGCUGAUCCGUGCCAGAGAGAACGGCUUAGCCCGGAAAAAACGGCUCCAAAUGAGGAGACCCGACAGGAAAACAACUAAUGGAGGAAUCGCAGACGGAUCAUCUGAUGUAAGUAAGCUAUCCAAAGGAAACGAUGGAGCCGAUUCAGACCAGAGAGGACCAGCUGUACCUUCAAGUAGCCAAAAUCGUCCUGAGCGACAGACGAUAACGACAGCCUCCAGGGACCUGUGGGAGGUGGACAGUGGGUUCUCUGAAGGCAGUCCUCCCGCCAGCGGUCGCAGCUCGCCGUGCCCCAGCGUCUGCCCCACUUCUGUGGUGGCUUUGGAUUGUGAGAUGGUGGGGACGGGCCCGGGCGGACGAGUCAGUGAGCUGGGCCGCUGCAGCAUCCUGGAUUACCAUGGCAACGUCCUCUAUGAUAAAUACGUCAGACCCUGUCAGCCCGUGACAAACUUUAGAACACGCUGGAGCGGGAUCCGCAGGCAUCACAUGCGCCACGCCACACCAUUCUCUGAGGCCAGGGAGGAGAUCCUCAAAAUACUUGAAGACAAAGUGAUUAUAGGACACUCCAUCUACAACGAUUUUAGGGUGCUGGACAUUUUCCCUCCAGCCCACAUGGUCAGAGACACGAGCAUGACACGCCACCUCCGCCGCCUGGCUGGCUUCCCCCGUGGUCGUUGUUCUUCCCUCAAAAUUUUAUCCAAGAAGCUCUUAAACAGGAACGUUCAGGUUGGGGAGAAGGGUCACUGCUCAGUGGAGGACGCCACGGCGGCUCUGGAUCUCUACAAGCUGGUGGAAGGAGAAUGGGAGCAGGAGAUGGAGAACCAGCUGAGAGACGAAGGGGUCCCGCGUGAGCCCAGCUUCGCCUCGUCAACCCACUACAUGAAAGACGAGUACUGGCCUGAAGACGUGACUGCACACAGUCACUGAGCACAGCGCUUUCAGUGGAAAUACCUCAGCUCGCCUUUGCACACUUCUCAAUAACAGUUUAAGAUUGUGAAAGAAAUGUUAAACCAUUAAAAAAAAAAAGAUUGUUUUGAUGCUCCAACAGUUUCUUUAAAAAAGUAAAUUAUCUUUUAAGGAAGUUAGAUGAAACGUUUCUGGUGUUUUAAGAUGGUUUUCAUGAUCAGCAGAAAUAAUGAAGUUUAUUAACUUUAUUAUACUAAUGUCAUAAACAUUUGUUUCAACACUAAAACUGCUGUGUUGAAUAAAAAAGCACAACCUAA